This is a messenger RNA of Zingiber officinale, 1386 nucleotides long. Its product is annotated as 2-hydroxy-6-oxononadienedioate/2-hydroxy-6-oxononatrienedioate hydrolase-like. The record is from RefSeq and is a predicted model, not a curated record. The transcript is spliced from 5 exons. NCBI's taxonomy places the organism in Eukaryota, Viridiplantae, Streptophyta, Magnoliopsida, Zingiberales, Zingiberaceae. Bases 84 to 1037 code for a protein of 317 amino acids.
GAUAAGUUACAGACUCUCUUUUACAUCCAAUAGGGGGCGCACGGACUGAUCGCGAGGCCGCUGCCACCGUUACCGCCGACGGGAUGCCGCGCUGCCUCAACUUCACCCUCGCCCGGGACCGAUGCCACCGCCGUGUCUUCCUCGCGGCCGGCCUCCGCCCUACCUCCACCGCGCUCUUCGACGGGGCCACCGUCCACUGCUGGGUUCCCUCCCGCCCCGAUCUCUCCCGCACCCCACUCCUCCUCAUUCACGGCUUUGGCGCCACCGCCAUAUGGCAGUGGUCCGUCUAUAUCCGCCCCCUCCUCCGCGCCGGAUUCGACCUCUACGUCCCCGACCUUCUCUUCUUUGGCGCUUCCUCCUCCCUGGGCCCAGAUCGCUCCGAGUCUUACCAGGCUCGCUGCGUCGCGGCCGCCAUGGACGCUCUCGGCGUCCGGCGUUUUUGCCUCGUGGGAGUGAGCUAUGGCGGGUUCGUGGCGUACCGCUUGGCGGCGAUGUAUCCUGGCGCGGUGGAGCGGGUAGUGCUUUGCGGCGCCGGCGUGUGCCUCGAGGAGCGUGAUCUCGUGUCGGGGCUCUUCGUCGUGUCGGACGUAGGGGAGGCGUUACAACUUCUGCUUCCCCAGCGGCCGGAGAAUCUCCGACAGCUUGUCCGUCUUUCCUUCGUCCGGCCGCCGCCGGUGUUGCCGUCCUGCUUCCUCCGGGAUUACAUACAGGUGAUGUGCUCAAAGCAUCGGAAAGAGAAGACAGAGUUGAUUUAUACUUUGGUUAAAGAAAGGAAACUCACAGAUCUUCCAAGGAUUACCCAGUCUACUUUGAUACUCUGGGGAGAGCAAGAUCGAAUUUUUCCAUUAGAAUUGGGUCACAGAUUGAAGAGGCAUUUAGGGGACAAUGCAAGACUAAUAGUCAUCCACAAUGCCAGGCAUGCUGUUAAUCUUGAGAAAUCAAAAGAUAUUUGUCAGCAUAUAAUAAGAUUUUUUCAUGAUUCUCCCACAAAAAAUUACAAUGGGCAGCAAGCACCUCUACUUUCAGACGCAGUAUGAUCACCGAGUGAGUUUCAAAUACUGACCUGUAUUCAAUAAUCAAAGAAGAUGAAGAUGGUAUGAAGCAUACAUUCCCUCCAUGCUCAUCAUAUUGUUACUUGAGCCGACCUUUUAGGUUUUGCUGAGCUAGGUUCUACGGCUAGAACCUUACGAAGACAUCUCUUUGUGACUCAUGCAGAGAUUUGAUACAACAAAACUCCAGCAUCUCCAACUACUGUUGUGUUAAAUUAGUGAAAUUGCAUUUCAUGACGAACAAGGAUUGUUGUGACUACUCGUGCAAUUUUUGUCAUUGUUAUACAAAGAUACAAUUUUGUGAAUGGAUUAUACAUCCUAUAUCUUUCAGGCUAUA